CUGUGGAAAGUGGUAAACAGAAAAUUUUCACUAAUCGAAGGAUUUUCUAGGUUUUUAUCAGCGUAAUUGAUACGGAAUAGAUAAAACUCUUGAAAAAAUGUAUUUGGAUACGGCAAUAGCAUAAAACUGUGUAAUUAGGAUCGCAUCUAGCAGACAACAAUGAGCGGAGAUAAGGUUUUGUACCGGAACGAGGAACCCCAUGGGCAGGGCGACGUGUUCUUCUUGUGGCAGACAGGCGGUUCUGCCCAACUGAUGGCCACAACUGGAAGUGAUGGGACGGUGGCGGUCUUCAAUCGGCAGGGUUUACUUAUAGAAAGGAUAGUGCUUCAAGGCCUCUGUGCCGGAUUCGCCUGGGAUAAAGAUGGAGACGUCCUGGCAGUGAUCACGCAAAGCUCCCCACAGCUCAUUGUGUGGGAUUCGAAUUCUCAAAAGAAGCAACACGUUGACAUUGGUUUGCGCGAUCCACCCAGCUGUAUUAUUUGGUCAACGAGGAAUUCAUUGCUCGCAGUUGCCACAUCUAGAGGCAAUCUCUCGAUAUACAACCAUGCAACCACGAAAAGGAUUCCGAUUUUGGGAAAACAUACCAAGCGAAUCACAUGCGGAGCAUGGGGUUUUGCAAACUGGGGUUCGGGAAACCUGGGAAUGAUUCACAUUCUAGCGCUCGGGAGCGAGGACAAAACAUUGUCAUUAAGCAAUGAGGAAGGCGACACUCUGAGAUCGGUGCAGCUGAGGGAUAAUCCUAGCGAUAUGCAUUUCGCCGAAAUGAAAACAGACGAGCGACUUCCGGGGGAGAAUACAAUAAGUAUGAUUUUAGGAAAAAGAACGUUGUUUUUGUACCAUCUGCCGGAGCCGGAUUCUCCCACGGAAUUAGGAUUUCAGCAGCGUUAUGGAUCGCUGCUACAGCAUAAAUGGUUUGGGGAUGGCUACGUACUUUUGGGUUUUAGUUUAGGACACGUAGUAGCAAUAUCGACGCAUCCUAGAGAAGUUGGACAGGAGCUUUGGCAGGUUAAGAAUCACAGAGAUUCCCUGAACAGCAUUGCCGUUUGUAAAGAGCUGGAAUUCAUCGCAUCGUGUGGCGAUAACAAUAUCAAAAUUCAUUCCAUGAGCAACCUCCAGGAGACGAUCAAAAUUCUUACCCUCCAUGAUCAGGCGGCCUUGAAAAACAUCGAGUGGAGCUCCGAUGGACAGCUACUGGGGGUGACCACUUCUCAGGGCACGAUUUGUGUGUUUGUAACCAAGCUGCAUUCACUUUAUGCAAUUUCUCCGCCUCGGAUAGCGCUACUGUCUAGUUUGGCGGAAGUUGCCAUCUACCACUACGCUCCAGAUAAGAUCAAGUCCGCGCCGGUCACAAUCGCACUGGAAGUGGAACCUUCUUUUCUAGCAGUGGGACCCUAUCAUAUGGCGUGCGGUAUGAACAACCAUGUUUGGUUCUAUGAUCUGGGCCGGACGUUAAACGAUAAUCCACUGCUGUUGGGUGAUCGCGAGUACAUGUCGGAGAUUAAGGAAGUGGCCUUGAGCUCCGAGUACUGUGCGGUACUUUGUGGAGGACAAAUCAUGCUGCAUUCGAUUGAAACUACAAAUGAGUCGACAAUGAAUCGUGAUCCUAAGAUAUUUCCAGACGAAGUUCGCGGCAUGAAUGAAUCGGUUAUCACCUGCUUGGCUUUGACGAACGAUUUUCUCUGCUUCGCGACAGAUCUCGGUAAUAUUGUGCAUUUCUCGUUGGAACGGUGGUCUCUUGUGGUGCAAUUUCGUCACCAGGUAGGUAUCAAAACGAUCCAUGUUGAUUUGGAUGGGACCCGAAUGGUGUUCAUCGAUGACCACAACCACGGAUACGUUUACAUCUCGGCAAGCGAGGAAACGAUACGGAUUCCAGAAUUUCCUAAGCAUGCGGUUGGUGUUCUGUGGGAUUUCUCACAUCCAAUUGUGUUCAUUGCAUUUGAUCGAAGCAGUUGCGUAACGUAUGCGCUGGUGCGAGCUUCGGUGGAGGGAAAACGUGUAGAAAAAGUUGGAGUUACCAGUUUGAUUAGCGACCAAAUGCCACUGAUGCUGUACGACGGUGAGCUGUGCCUUCACGGAAGUGGUGGCCAGUUAACGAAUAUUGUUCUGGAUACGCAUGCGAAUAAACCAGGCAGGGAUGUGAAGGAGCAGCUAAGGGCAGUUCGAUUGAUGCGCAAACAUAACGAAUCCUGGGAGUUAUGCAAUUUGAUGAAUGACGUUGAAGAAUGGAAGGAAUUAGGAAGGGCAGCAAUAGCAGAUCUGAAUAUACCGUUUGCUAUCAAGGUUUAUCGUAAUAUUGGAGACGUAGCCAUGGUGUACGCCUUGGAAGAUAUAGUACAAAUAGAGGACACGAAUACCUUAGCUGGUUUCUGUGCCUUACUGCUGAAUAAGGUUGAUGAAGCGAAAACACUAUUCGCUAAGAGUGGAAAUCCACAAGAAGCGCUAGAGCUGUGCAGAGAUCUUUUGCAAUGGGAGCAAGCAAUGGCUCUAGCUGGAUCGUUGGCUCCUGAACAGUUACCAUUUUUGGCGCGAGAAUAUGCUCAACAGUUGGAAUUUACAGGAAGCCAUGCCGAAGCACUUAUGAACUUUGAACGAGGUUUGAAAAGUGACAUUCUCCCCAGUUCGGACGGAGUUAUUGAACAGGAAGUUCUCAACCAGCAUUUAAAUUUGUGUAAAGCAGGGAUCGCCCGUACUAGCAUUAAAUGUGGAGACUAUCGAAGGGGUGUUCAACUUGCCCUGGAGUUAAAUGACAAGGAACUGUUCAAUGAUUGUGGUGAAGCUUUAAUGGCCAGUGGAAAUCUCAACGAAGCGGCCAUCCUACUGGAGAAAGGUGAAAAUUGGGACAAGUGUUGCGAACUUUACAUCAAUCUCAAGCAGUGGAAGAAAAUCGACCACAUUCUUCCGAAUGUUACUAGUCUUAAGUUGCAUGCAGCCUAUGCCAAGGCAAAGGAAGCGGAUGGACACUAUGCGGACGCCAUCAACAGUUACCAUCAGGCAGGAGACCUAGAUAGCGUCGUUCGGAUCUACCUGGAAUAUCUGUCCGAUCCUCACAGCGCUUCGGAGAUCCUUUUAGAAACAAGAUCAAUUGAAGGGUCCAAAUUGCUUUCUAAAUAUUUUGAGAAACAUGGAGACUACGAAUCAGCUAUUCAAUUCCUGAUUCUAUGUGGCUCCAUUACCGAUGCCUUUUCAAUUGCUCAAAAACAGAAUAAAAUCCGUUAUUACGGUGAAGUCUUAGAACAGAGUUCCAACGCUAAGCCCAGUGAUUACCUAAUUCUUGCCACGUACUUUGAAAACGAAAAGUACACACUUCUAGCAGGGAAAUACUAUUUUUUAGGCAAAGAGUAUUCGAAGGCUUUGAAACAUCUAUUGAAAGCUUCUUCGUUCAGUAACGAAGAGAACACGGCGCUUUCUCUAGCAAUCGACUGCGUGGCGUCAGCAAACGACGAAAAACUUUCAAAUCAAUUGAUAGAGUACCUUCUUGGAGAGACAGAUGGUGUUCCCAAGGAUCCCAAACUACUGUUUCGUCUAUACAUGGCCAAGAGGCAAUUCAAGGAAGCCGCCAAGGCAGCCAUGAUAAUAGCAAACCAGGAACAAACUGCUGGUAACUACCGAAGUGCUCACGACCUGCUCUUCUCUAUGUAUCAAGAACUUAAGCGCAACAACCUAACGAUAGCAUCCGACAUGAAGGCAUCCUUGGCUCUGCUACAUCGAUAUACUUUGGUGAGGACACAUGUCAAAUGCGGGAACCAUCUACAGGCAGCCCGACUUUUGUUGCAAGUAGCCAAGAGCAUAUCGCAAUUUCCAUCUCAUGUCGUUCCAAUCCUGACCUCCACGGUGAUUGAAUGUCACCGGACUGGGUUACGCAAGUCCGCGUUUGAGUAUGCAGUGAUGUUAAUGCGAUCGGAGUUUCGCGGUCAAAUCGAUUCCAAGUAUGCCAAAAAGAUCGAAUCUAUUGUCCGGAAAGCGCCUCGUGGUCAGCUGGAGGACGAAGGCGCAUACGAGUCCAAUCCGUGUCCGGUGUGUGAUGCGAACCUACCCACGAUGGACUUUAUCUGCGGACAGUGCAAGACGACGUUGCCAGUUUGCAUCGCUACCGGUCAGCAUAUUGUUAAGGAAGACAUAGUGGCCUGUCCAGAGUGUGACUUUCCUGCAUUGAAAGUGGAAUUUAUGAAAAUCCUGGAAUCGACAGACAACCAAUGCACAAUGUGUGGGGAGGAGAUUGAAGCCUCUCGUUUGGUGGACAUUGAUGAUAUUCAACCGUACAUUGAGGGUGCGGCGACGUGAUCUCAUAUAGCAACUAGCUAUAAAACUGAUGCAUGGCAUCUUAAACUUGUGUACCUUUAUUUAUUUAUAACUUCAUCAAGUGCUUUAAAUGACGGGUAUUGUUUUGUUUUGUUAUCGAACACUUUUUGUGAGUUACUAAUUGUGUUUGUACCUUCAUUUGUACCUGUUAAGCGUUUGUAAUUGCUUCUUGUUUUUAAAACUAUUAAAUUUAUUUCGACAC
This is a messenger RNA of Armigeres subalbatus, 4501 nucleotides long. It is a transcript of the gene Oseg6, whose product is annotated as WD repeat-containing protein 19. Gene Ontology annotation, biological process: cilium assembly; intraciliary retrograde transport. Gene Ontology annotation, cellular component: intraciliary transport particle A; cilium. The coding region runs from base 160 to 4281 and encodes 1373 amino acids. The record is from RefSeq and is a predicted model, not a curated record. The transcript is spliced from 11 exons. NCBI's taxonomy places the organism in Eukaryota, Metazoa, Arthropoda, Insecta, Diptera, Culicidae. Gene Ontology annotation, molecular function: protein binding.